ACCUCCGCCACCACCGCCGCCGCCGCCGCCAUGCUCUCCGUCCGCGCCCCGCUCGCCACCAUCGCGGACCCGCAGCAGCUGCAGCUCUCGCCGCUCAAGGGGCUCAGCCUGACGGACAAGGAGAAUACGCCCCCGUCCCUCAGCGGGACCCGCGUGCUGGCCAGCAAGGCCGCGAGGAGGAUCUUCCAGGAGCCCGCCGAGCCGGUGACAAACCAAAAUUCUGCUGCCCCCGGCGUGGAGGACGAGCCGCUCCUGAGAGAGAACCCCCGCCGCUUCGUGGUCUUCCCGAUCGAAUACCACGACAUUUGGCAGAUGUAUAAGAAGGCGGAGGCUUCCUUUUGGACCGCUGAGGAGGUGGAUCUUUCCAAAGACAUCCAGCACUGGGAAGCCCUAAAACCUGAGGAGAAAUACUUUAUAUCUCAUGUCCUGGCCUUCUUUGCAGCAAGUGAUGGCAUCGUGAAUGAAAACUUGGUGGAGCGAUUUAGCCAAGAAGUGCAAAUUACCGAAGCCCGCUGUUUCUAUGGCUUCCAGAUUGCCAUGGAAAACAUACAUUCUGAAAUGUACAGUCUCCUUAUUGACACAUACAUUAAAGAUUCCAAAGAAAGGGAGUUUCUCUUCAAUGCCAUUGAAACGAUGCCUUGUGUGAAGAAGAAGGCAGACUGGGCCCUGCGUUGGAUUGGGGACAAGGAGGCUACCUAUGGAGAGCGAGUUGUAGCCUUUGCUGCUGUGGAGGGAAUCUUCUUUUCUGGUUCUUUCGCGUCGAUAUUCUGGCUGAAAAAGCGAGGACUUAUGCCAGGCCUCACGUUUUCCAAUGAACUUAUCAGCAGAGACGAGGGCUUACACUGUGACUUCGCGUGCCUGAUGUUCAAACACCUGGUGCACAAGCCGUCGGAGGACAGAGUGAAGGAAAUAAUCGUCAAUGCCGUUCGAAUAGAACAGGAGUUCCUCACGGAGGCGCUGCCUGUGAAGCUGAUUGGGAUGAACUGCACGCUAAUGAAGCAGUACAUUGAAUUUGUGGCGGAUAGGCUUAUGUUGGAGCUGGGGUUUAGCAAGAUUUUCAGAGUAGAAAAUCCAUUUGACUUCAUGGAGAACAUUUCACUGGAAGGGAAGACUAACUUCUUUGAGAAGAGAGUAGGCGAGUAUCAGAGAAUGGGGGUGAUGUCCAGCCCGACAGAGAAUUCUUUCACCUUGGAUGCUGACUUCUGAAUGAACUGAAUGCUCUUUGCUGAUUUUUACCCUCCAUGUUCACACACACACAAAAAAAAAAUCAGCUAAGGGUGAAUCAAGCAAGCUACACCAUGAAUUGUCAUUAAGGUUCAUUAACAGCAUCUAAAACAGUGUAGCUACCUCAAAAAUCAAUCCUGCUGAUUAAUGUUGUAGUAUCACCUAGAAAGACAAAGGCUAUUUCAAACGAAAGCUACUCAGGUUGUUAGGAAAAACCUGUCCCUGUGGGCUUGUGCAAGCCGGCGGGCUAGUUGUGACAUCACCACAGUGCUGAGUGGUACAGGGAGGUAGCCCCCCUCCAGCAGGAGUUCAGCAUUCAUACGACCAUCGAUCGCAACCUCACUGCUCCAGAGCAGGCUUGAAAGUUUACUUAAAACUAGGUUGUAAAUAAGACUGGCACUUUGUAUACAAAUCAACAUUGCUCGUACUGUAUAGGGAAAGUUGUAUUUAUUUGGUUUUGACACCAAAUACAAAAAGUGUUCAAUUGACCACUAAUGGUAGCCAAUUCACAGUUAAGUGACUCGAGUUGAACUUGGGUCGGCUAAGCAUAUAACCUCUGAGCUUGUUUUCCUGAAUGAAUUGAGAUGCUCUGAUCAGCUUGAGUGCAUGCUCUAGAGAGAGACCUUGUCUUUGGUGCUAAUGAGACGGGCCGGGGCCAUGUAGCCCUGCGCCACGCCUGCUCCAGCCAAGACUUUCCUGAAAGUACCAUGGCUUUUGGUGCAAAGACCUCUAACUCUGCGACAUUGGGGACUGAGACAUGAUCUGGGCAGACUGCCAGUGGUCAGGCCUUAAUCCAUGGGAAAGGCAGUAAUCUGGUUCUCAAAUAGUCCUUGGCCCAGUUUCCGGUGGGUAGAGAGAUUUCUUGGAAAGGGCUUUGUAGGUGAGAUGUAAGGUAGUAUUGACAAGCUUCUAGGUCAUCCCUGAACAAAAUGAUCCUAAGGUCUUGCCCUUGUUGCCACCAGGACUGAAAUGGGCUCUCCUAAAAGUGGUGUUUAUUCUGAUUUUGCGUGUGACUAGGUACUAUGGAGACUUGUUCCAUUUAUAUUUACUCUGUGUUCCUGUAGAGUUUAAAAAUGUGUCUUUAGGUUUAACCUAUUUGUACAUUG
Messenger RNA from Perognathus longimembris pacificus (Pacific pocket mouse), 2330 nucleotides. RefSeq names its product ribonucleotide reductase regulatory subunit M2 (gene Rrm2). The coding region runs from base 31 to 1206 and encodes 391 amino acids. The transcript has 10 exons. The record is from RefSeq and is a predicted model, not a curated record. Lineage: Eukaryota; Metazoa; Chordata; Mammalia; Rodentia; Heteromyidae. Gene Ontology annotation, cellular component: cytosol. Gene Ontology annotation, biological process: deoxyribonucleotide biosynthetic process. Gene Ontology annotation, molecular function: ribonucleoside-diphosphate reductase activity, thioredoxin disulfide as acceptor.